This is a messenger RNA of Scophthalmus maximus (turbot), 2990 nucleotides long. It is a transcript of the gene sh3glb1a, whose product is annotated as SH3-domain GRB2-like endophilin B1a. Lineage: Eukaryota; Metazoa; Chordata; Actinopteri; Pleuronectiformes; Scophthalmidae. Gene Ontology annotation, biological process: membrane organization. Bases 144 to 1238 code for a protein of 364 amino acids. The record is from RefSeq and is a predicted model, not a curated record. Gene Ontology annotation, molecular function: protein binding. Gene Ontology annotation, cellular component: membrane; cytoplasm. The transcript is spliced from 10 exons.
UUAUUUUGGUUAGAACCAACUUUGUAGGACGGAAAGCCUAGACUUAAACCUGAAGAUACCUCGAUAACAACAAAUCCUGCUUUGGAGUAAAGGCCUCUGUUCUGAAACCGAAAAAAGCUCAGCGUUAGUCAAGCCAGAGUGCCAUGGACUUCAACGUUAAGCGGUUAGCCGCGGACGCCGGUACCUUCCUGAGCCGCGCGGUGCAGUUCACAGAGGAGAAGCUUGGCCAGGCGGAGAAGACCGAGUUGGACGCCCAUCUGGAGAACCUGCUGGUCCGAGCAGAGGGCACCAAGCAAUGGACGGAGAGGAUCAUGAAGCAGACCGAGGUCCUGCUGCAGCCCAACCCGAAUGUCCGGCUUGAAGAAUUUGUGUACGAGAAACUGGAGAAAAAAGUCCCGACGCGAAUGAACAACCAUGAGCUGCUGGGCCAUUCCAUGAUUGACUCGGGAAACGAAUUUGGUCCUGGGACUGCCUACGGAAAUGCUCUGAUAAAAUGUGGUGAGACGGAGAAACAGAUCGGUGGGGCAGAGCGGGAGCUCAUCCAAAGUGCUGCCAUCAACUUCCUGACACCUUUCAGAAACUUUCUAGAGGGCGACUUCAAAACCAUCCUGAAAGAAAGAAAGUUGCUGCAGGUCAAACGCCUGGAUCUAGAUGCAGCCAAGACCAAGCUAAAGAAAGCCAGGAUGGCUGAUGCGAGAGCUGUGGCAGAGCAGGAGUUGAGGAUGACCCAGAGUGAGUUCGACCGGCAGGCAGAGAUCACCCGGCUGCUGUUGGAGGGCGUCAGCAGCACUCAUGCACACCACCUACGCUGCUUGAAUGACUUUGUGGAGGCCCAGACUACAUACUACGCACAGUGUUACCAGUACAUGGUGGAUCUCCAAAAGCAGCUGGGCAGUUUCCCCUCAUCAUUCUCCAACAACAACCAGUCUUCAGUGUCGGGCGGGGCCAGCAUCUCGGUGCCCACCAUCCCGGUGUCAGCCUCACUGCCCAGUGUGUCCGCGGGCCACGGCAGCUCUACGGCGUCGGGCGGAUUUAAUGAAUUGCGUAGCUCCAACGGCAGCCGCAAAGCCAGAGUCCUUUACGACUACGACGCUGCCAGCAGCAGCGAGCUUUCUCUGCUGGCUGAUGAGGUGAUCAUGGUCAGCAGCGUCCCGGGCAUGGACUCAGACUGGCUGAUGGGGGAACGAGGCAGCCAGAAGGGCAAAGUGCCAAUCACCUACCUGGAGCUGCUUAACUGAGCUCAAGUAGUAAUCCCAUAUUUAUAUAGUGUUGCAGAGACAGGCCUCACCUUCUCUUCCAUUUCAGUCAUUUUACAAUGAGUUUUUAUUCGUAUGAAAAGAAGACGGAGUAGGGGUGGGCGGUCCGGCCAAAAGAUCAUGUGGCGAUCUUUUGGGAUAGAAUCACGAUCCAUGAUCUGAAUCAAGAUUAUUCUCACUAUCUAGGCUAUCCAAAACAAAUGAGUGUCUUAUGUCAGAAAAAGACAAAUGAAAAGAAAAUAUAGUACCACCAGCACAAUACUUAAUCUUCCACAGUGAUGCAGUGAUCAUAUGGUUAUGCUGUCUGCAAUGCUGAAGUGGAUUACGUAUCCAUAUGUUUUGCGGAAGCAAAUACAUUACUCUACAAUCUACAGUCUAGAUUACUUCUCUCUGGUUAAUUUCUGCAGUGGAGACCUUCAGUUCUCUUUUUUACUCGUCACCAAUUUAUUUCCUGUUGUGCAGCUGUCGUCACAGACUCCGGCGUGUUGAACUGGACCAAACAAACACGUUUAUGGCUGAUUAACAUUGAAAGACAUACAUUGACAGACUCCAAAACACUCGCUAGCCUAGCAACAUAAAAAUGUAAAAUCUGUUGGUUGUAAUGCUUGGACGCGCAGUUUUCUGUAACAAGACUGUCUUGUGUUAGAGUCAUUACGGUAUCCGUGUUCUCCGCAGUGCUGCAGACCCUUCCCCGCGAUCUAUACGAUUCCUCUGAAAAGUAGAUCAUAUACAUAAUUAAGAUCGUCAGGUCGCCCACCCCUUAAAUGAGUCCCACUUUUAGAGGACUUAAGCUGGAUUGACUAAAUCUUAGUGACGGGAAAGGAACUGGACCCGUUCCCUGAAAGUGUUUGUAUGCGAUUGCAGUACAUUUUAAAAAAAAAAACCUGCUUCCAUGCCUUUGUGUUCGAUGCCAUGCAGUCUUCAAUAUGUACCAGAGCAUCUCCCAAACUGUAACUUUUAAAAAAUGUUUUUGUUUACAAAAUAUAUAUGAUGUUCUUUUUUUCCAAGUAGUGGAACAGUAGGUAAAUUGUAAUGGCAAAAAAUGCUCAUCAGUUUGAAGUAUAGUGUGAUGUGUAUUGUUUUUAAAGUCUUAUUAUUGAUAAUUGCAUGGUGCAGUGGCUCUUAUGGUUAUCCUACGUAUGAUUUUGUUUUUCUUUUUUUACAUUAUCGUAUGUGUUGUUUGUCAGCUUUAUUCACUUGGAGCCUUACUGUACAGUGAGUCAUACACUGUUCCAGUAGCCAACACACAGUUAUGAAAGUCACAUGUCAAACAUGAUAUUAAGUGCAUGUCACAGUCAAUCGGUCUUUGCUAUUUGCAGCCACACCAACAGUAUUGAGACUCAGCCAAGUCUCCGUUCUUAGUAUCUGGAAACCAGCAUUUCAACAUUUCUUUUGGACGUUUAUCAGCUAUUACAUAAAUACACAAUUUGUGAUAUGUUCACUGCCUCAGGUUUUGUUCGACGUAGUGUUUACUCUAAAUUAAGAAAAGGCCCAAAAGACUUAGACUGUCAUCAUCGUAUAUCAUUUCAUCAGUUUCCCCCAAACCUCCAUGUCAAGCAGUUUUUAUAUGCAGUCUAUGAUUUAAAAAAAGAAAGAAAGAAUCCUGUUACAUUCUGGGAGAUUUAAGUAAUUGCUAUACAGCUGCUUUUUGUUUUGUGUGGAACUGAUAAGCAUAUAAUGUAAAAUAAAUAUGCAGUAUGGUGAAUUUAAAUAAAAAAAACAAUAUCACUUUUA